Messenger RNA from Cicer arietinum (chickpea), 1257 nucleotides. Its product is annotated as CASP-like protein 1E1. Lineage: Eukaryota; Viridiplantae; Streptophyta; Magnoliopsida; Fabales; Fabaceae. The record is from RefSeq and is a predicted model, not a curated record.
AGUCACACAGCCAAAGUGUUUCACUAAAUAUCAGUUAAAGGUUUUAUAUAUCUUAAAGAGUAGUAAGUAUUUGGUAAGUUGAAGAGUAGUAUGGGAAGCAAUUCAAAGUUGAGUGUGGAUGGAGUUGAGAAUGUGGAGAUGGAAAGUGGGAAGAGGAGUGUAUAUGAUGUGUUGUUGAGGUGUGUUGGUCUGUUGCUAACACUAACAGCUACAGUUAUGGUUGGUGUUGGAAAACAAACUAAGGUCAUUUCCUAUGCAGAUUUUCAGUUCAAAGCAACUGCUAAGUGGGAAUACAUGUCUGCUACGGUGUUUUUGUUGGUUGCAAACGCUAUAGGAUGUUCAUACGCAGCAAUAUCUCUGGUGGUUUCAACAAUGGCAAGAAGCAAUGGAAAUAAAAUGAAACUAUUUAUGAUAACAGUGUUAGACCUUAUUAUCGUGGCAUUGUUGUUCUCAGCCAAUGGAGCAGCUUCUGCAGUUGGAGUAAUAGGAAUGAAGGGAAACUCGCACGUGCAAUGGAUGAAAGUGUGCAAUGUAUUUGAUGCCUAUUGUCAUUACAUGACUGUUUCAGUCGUCUUCUCUUUCAUUGCCUCCACGGUUUUCCUUUUGCUUGUGGUUCACUCUCUUUUCGAACUCCAUUACAAAUCAAACUAAAUUAAUAUUUAUUAUUUACUCCGAUUUUGAUCUUUUUAUUGGAGACAAUUAAAUUAUGAUAUAGAUUAAAUAUAUCAAGUUUUGUUGAUUAUAUUAUAAUUAAAUUGUCUCUUAUAAAAAUAUCAGAUGAACUAUUAUUACUAGGAUUAUAAAUUCAAGACUAGUAUUAGUAAUGCUAUAUGUAAUUUAUUACGACUUUAUUAAGAUAAUGUUUGGUUUUAGGAUGAGAUUGACAAAAUCACGAUAAAUUAUUAUAAUUUUGCAAAUUUUAUAAAAUUAUUGUGGCCGAGCAUAAUUUUGUCAAUCUCCCUACAAAAUCAAACAUGCUUUAAGUAAUUAAUUUAAGUGCUUUUUGGUUUGUAUUAGUAUUAUUGUAUCCUAUAUGUAGAGUAGUUAUAGUUAAAAGAGUAACACUAAAAUAUAGCUACUUGUGUUUUGAAUGCAUGUGAUGAUGAUUUUAAGUCAUUUUGCUUUUAAAGUUUGUAAAUGUAGUAAUGGCCGUAUAGCGUACAAAGAUAUGACCUUCUUCACCUUCCUCUUUGAAUGGAAAUUAAUGUUCCGUAGCUAUAAUAAAGGAAGGGGACAUAUACUUCGAGUUUAUUUGAA